AAGUGAAUGGAAUACAACGAGGAGCUUAUUAUAGCUAGUAGAGACUAGAAAGGGUCGCUCAUGCAGCUGUCAUCCCACACCCGAACCCUCUCUUCCAGCGCAUAGCCGCAGCAGCAGCAGCCCCCUUGCCUUGCCUUCCUUCCUUCGUCCCGUCUCUUCUUCUUCCGUAGCUAACAGAUCCCUUCUUCUCUUCCUGUCUCUUCCAAGGCAGAGAGGGGUUUUGUUAUGGAAGGAUAUCUUUCCACAACUUGGAAACCCAAGCAAUUGACGGGGAAAGACGGGUCUCUGCGCAAGGCAGCCGAAUCAGCGUGCCGGAUCGGACCGAACCGGCCCGGCCAAAUCCACUCUUAAUAACCACGUACGCAUCCAUCGGGCAAGUCCAGGUUCGUUUUCGUAUCUGUCUCGAUCGAUCCCCGGUGAGAGCCCGUCUCAAAUAAGAAAGGAAAGGAGCUCUAGUACAGCUCCGUGGAGACGUGUUGGUUGCGUCAGAUCGAGCUAGGGUCGACUCACAUGGCGGCGGCGGCGGCUUCGUCGUCUUCCUCUGCUGGCGGCUCGCCGGCGCAGGCUCCGGGCGGCGGCGGCGGAGGGGUCCCGUACCACCGGUCGCGGUUCGGCGACACGACGCUGACCAAGGUGUUCGUGGGCGGGCUGGCGUGGGAGACGCCGUCCACGGGUCUCCACGACCACUUCAGAGAAUACGGCGAGAUACUCGAGGCCGUCGUCAUCACCGAUCGCGAGACCGGCCGAUCCAAGGGCUACGGAUUCGUGACGUUCCGGGACCCGGAGUCGGCGCGGCAGGCGGUGCAGAACCCGAACCCGGUGAUCGCCGGCCGGCGGGCCAACUGCAACAUUGCGUCCAUGGGCCCGCCGCGGCCCUCGCCGCAGAGAUCAGGGAGGGCCCCGCGCGGGGCCCAUUUUCAGGAUCAGCAGCCCCCGGCCCCACCGCCUUACAGUUACAUGGGCGGCAGGAUACAGUCGCAGCAGCAGCAGCAGAUGGCCACCCAGCAUCACGCCAUGUUCUACCCUUCUCAGCAGUACGGGUACUGGUACCCACCUGAUUAUCCAUACCAACAGGCCUUGUACAAUUCUCAAGUGCAGCAGUACUUCUCUCAUAUGUAUGGUCAAACUUCGCCUUCAACAUCACCCUACCCAUACAUGGGGUACAUGCCUGGUGGCCAGGGUCCAAGGGCUGGCUUCUCGCCAAUGCAACAAGUGGCGCCGCCGCUGUUCUUUCAGCAGCCGACGGCACAGAUGGAGAGUACUUUCCAGACAGCCCCUUCGCUCCCUCCGAACUUCAGACUCCAGUUACCCCCUCGUGCAAUCUCAAGGCAGUCCGACGAUACAUCCUGUUCUCAACCAACGCAGGCAAUUCCUGCAACUGAGGCGACAAGCACAGAAGACCAGGAAGCGUCAACGCCUGUUACAAGAUCAAACUCAGAUCUAAACACCUCGAACUGACUUGCUGAACUGAAAACUCGUCCAAGAAAUUAAUGUCGAUCUGGAGCGGACUAUUGGUGGUCCACAAAAGAAUCCCAAGAUACUCCUUUCUUGACUGAAAAAAAUAGCAUCAAAAGACCUGUUCUUUCAUUAUUUCUGAUUCUUUUCCAAUUUCUGCAACGCAUUUCUUUGGUGAAUCCAUUGUACGGUGAAACUGGACUUCACGUCAGAAAAUUGGAAUUUGCCUGAAUAAGUUCCGGAGGCAUUAUGAUAGGAAUUUGUCUUCUCCAUGUCUAA
This is a messenger RNA of Brachypodium distachyon (stiff brome), 1734 nucleotides long. Its product is annotated as probable RNA-binding protein ARP1. NCBI's taxonomy places the organism in Eukaryota, Viridiplantae, Streptophyta, Magnoliopsida, Poales, Poaceae. The coding region runs from base 511 to 1458 and encodes 315 amino acids. The record is from RefSeq and is a predicted model, not a curated record. The transcript has 6 exons. Gene Ontology annotation, molecular function: RNA binding.